UAUAAAUAAAUAAAUAUCUAGGCCUGCUUGAACCCAAACCAUUCAGAUUUGAGAGAAGCUCCUCUCCUGAGACGUUAACUACAAAAGAUGGAAAAUGGUAGUAGGAACAACGCGUUGAAGCCGAUGGACUCUGAGCAACUGAGAGAGUACGGACAUCAAAUGGUUGAUUUCAUUGCUGAUUAUUACAAGACCAUCGAGACUUUCCCUGUCCUUAGCCAAGUUCAGCCUGGUUAUCUUCAUAACCUUUUGCCUGAUUCACCACCAGACCAACCUGAAACGCUGGAACAAGUUCUUGAUGAUGUUAAAGAGAAGAUAUUGCCUGGAGUAACGCAUUGGCAAAGCCCUAGUUUCUUUGCUUAUUACCCUGCUAACAGCAGCGUUGCAGGGUUCUUGGGUGAGAUGUUGAGUGCUGGUCUUAACAUUAUUGGUUUUAGUUGGGUUUCUUCUCCUGCUGCCACUGAGCUCGAGAUGAUCGUUCUUGAUUGGUUUGCAAAACUCCUCAACCUGCCAGAGCAGUUUCUAUCCAAAGGAAAUGGAGGUGGAGUGAUCCAAGGGACAGCUAGUGAAGCUAUUCUCGUUGUUUUGAUUGCUGCCCGCGAUAAGGUCUUAAGAAGAGUUGGCAAGAAGGCGCUUGAAAAGCUCGUUGUCUACUCCUCUGACCAGACACAUUCUUCUUUACUGAAAGCUUGCCAGAUAGCAGGAAUACAUCUAGAGAAUUGCAGAAUGCUGAAAACAGAUUCCUCUACAAAUUACGCUUUGCGUCCAGAAUCACUUCAAGAAGCUGUUUCUGGGGAUCUUGAAGCUGGAUUGAUUCCAUUCUUCUUAUGUGGCACUGUUGGAACCACUUCUUCAACAGCAGUUGAUCCACUAGCAGCGCUGGGAGAGAUAGCAAAGAGAAAUGAGAUGUGGUUUCACGUGGAUGCAGCGUAUGCUGGAAGUGCUUGUAUAUGUCCAGAGUAUAGACAGCACAUUGACGGUGUAGAAACUGCAGACUCUUUUAACAUGAAUGCUCACAAAUGGUUGCUCACUAACUUCGAUUGUUCCCUACUUUGGGUGAAGGACCAGUAUGCUCUCACUGAAGCUCUUUCAACAAAUCCAGAGUUUCUCAAAAACAAGGUAUUGAAUUUGUAUUUUGAUUUCUUAAAAUUCAAAUCUUACGAGUCUUUUUAUCAACUUUUUUGUUUUGUUUUUUUUUGGCAGGCGUCUCAGGCAAACUUGGUUGUUGACUACAAAGAUUGGCAAAUACCUCUCGGAAGAAGAUUCAGGUCAUUGAAACUAUGGAUGGUUUUAAGGCUCUAUGGAGCUGAGAUCUUGAAGAACUAUAUUAGAAACCAUAUCAAACUGGCUAAAGAUUUCGAACAACUUGUCUCUCAAGAUCCUAACUUUGAGGUUGUCACUCCUAGGAUCUUUUCUCUGGUCUGUUUCCGUAUCGCGCCUGUGGAUAACGAUGAAAAGACAUGCAACAACCUAAACCGCAACCUCCUAGAGGCAUUGAACUCUUCAGGGAAACUCUUCAUUUCUCACACUAUCUUGUCGGGAAAAUUCGUACUACGUGUCGCCAUAGGAGCGCCCUUGACUGAGGAGAAGCACGUAAUGGAGGCAUGGAAGGUUAUCCAGGAAGAAGCAUCAAACAUACUUGCUUCUCAAGUAAACUAAGCUAAGAAAAGCUUUAUGAGAAAAAACCUCCUGUUCUUACCAACAAACAGAAGCACUUGUUUCGUUUGGUUUAAUUUGAUUUGAUAUCAUUAUAAAAUCAUACUAGAGAUUGAUCUAUCCCGGGCAGAAAUUUUUAUCUUUUCUAAAAUUGAUAUUUUAUUUUUCA
Molecule: messenger RNA, 1822 nt
Organism: Raphanus sativus (radish)
Lineage: Eukaryota; Viridiplantae; Streptophyta; Magnoliopsida; Brassicales; Brassicaceae
Product: phenylacetaldehyde synthase
Exons: 12
Coding region: 88-1656 (522 amino acids)
Biological process (GO): amino acid metabolic process
Molecular function (GO): pyridoxal phosphate binding; carboxy-lyase activity
Source: RefSeq, a predicted model, not a curated record